AUGGCCCAGACAAGCUCCAUGAAGCUGCUCGGUGCUCGCAACAUGACAUGCAUUGUGGAGCGCAUGGAGUGGAACAAUAAAAUGGAUCUUAUUGCCUACGGCACGGAAAAAGGCGAGGUGGUCAUCCAGCGGCUAAACUGGCAAAAGAUUGUCACCUUCCCCACGCCUGGCGAAGAUGUCCGAGUGCGGUCCCUCAGCUGGCAAAUGGACGAAACCCUGCUGGCCGUGGGCUACAGCAAUGGAAAGGUGGCUCUGCUCGAUGCCGAAAGUGAGACCAUCAUCUCUGGACUGAUCUAUGACGACGACAUCAAGAAGGUGUACUUCAGCAAAGCCAUCAAUUGCCAGGAGACGCUGGGCAGCUACACCUGCAACGCCAAGGACAAGCACAAGCGAUUCCUGCCCAAGCUCCAGCCGCUGACCAACAUUGAUCCGUGCCUGAAGUCUCUGGACCAGAAAUCCUUCCCCAAGGGCUCGCCCUGCUUUCUGGUGGUGAUCAUGCGCAGCGGGAAAGUGCAUCUGCUGCUGCUGGGCGCCCUACAGGCGGGCAGCAUCGAUCUCACCCAGCACGUACUCCAUCCGGAGCAGUUCGAUGUGUACGAUGUGCGUCUGAACGGUGACUUCAAUGCCAUCUACGCCCUGCUGCGCGAUGGCUUGCAGCUGAAGAUGCUGCACUUUCACAACCAGGUGCUGCAGGAUUGCAUGGCCCCAAUGCUGGAGCUGGCCACGCACUGUGCCCACAUACUGGAGACAAAAAACUACAUCAAUGACACACAGCAAUGCCUGACGGAGGCCUGGGAGACGGUCCAGCUGGAGAUGGACAAUAAACUGACAAAAUAUGCCAAUUCGCAGGCGUACGGGAUGAUAUCCACACACUUCCUGGAGCUGCAUGUCUUCGGGUUCGCCACCUUCGAGGUGGAGGAAUUUCUGUUCGACACCCUCUCAGAGAAGGGCUUCAAGAAGAUAGCCAAUUCGGUGGAUCUCAGUCUGAACAAUCUUCAGGGGCUGGUCUUCAAGCAGCUCAAUGGAGCGGCCAUCAAUAUGUUUUAUUUUCUCAACACAAUUGCGGGCUUUGGUCGCAUGUCGCACUUCUUUGAGAGUCUCAUCUCCCCAGAGGUGGCCGUUGAGGCGAUGCGUUCCUGCGGUGCCUUCUAUCUGAAGGUGCACGAGCUACAGCGCACCAUCGAUUCGCUGGUGAACGACAUGAAGCUCUUCCACGCCUGGAUGAUAUUCACCAUCUUGCGGCUCUCGCACCAGGAGAUACCCGACGAGAUGGUACUCAGCGAAGAGGAGAACGUUGCCCUGGCCGAUCUCCUAUGCGCCAUGGAGCCGGAUCUGGAGGAGGGCAGCGACGAUGAUGAGAACAUCGAAUGCCCCAGUGGGGGAAUGCCCACGCGCAGCAAAUUCAAUCUGGAGCGAGUGGGGCAGUAUCUGGAGAAUGCCUGCCUCACGCAGCUCUAUCCUGUGGACCCAAACCAGCUGUGGGAGCAGAUGCUGGCCGAGAACGAGUGCCUGGGCCAGUGCCCGUUGUUUGUGCCGCACGACAAGAAGCUGUCGCUGGUGCAGCAGCGCGACAAGAUGUUCAAUGCCAUAGAUGCCGUCUUCCACAAGCCCACGGAGAGCAUUAGCGCCAGCUUCAAGCUCAGCACGGCCGUCGUCUGCUGUCAGUUGCCGCCCAUGGAGCCUGAGGAGGAGCAGGACUUUGUCACCUGCAGCUAUUAUGUCCAUGAGGCCGGCCGAUGUGAUAUGCUUGCUGUAACCAUCAGUUGGCAGGAGGCCAUGGUCCUGGAGUUCAGCCGGGCCGAGGAUUGCCUACUGCGCUGCACCCGCGUCCAGCUUCUGCCCGGUCCCUUCACCCCCCAGCUGCACGAGGACUACUACAACCUACGCUUCGUCGAUCUGCAGUUCUACAAUGAGUCGAGCCUCUCCAUGCUGGCCCAGAGCACCUCCUCGACGCCCGGUGUGCGUCCCCACAGCUACUUCAUUCAGUUCUCCCUCAGUGCGGCGCGGAAUCAAAGCACCCAACAUCAUCUGGCCCCGCUCAUGAAUCUGCCGGAUGCCACUGUGACACAUAGUAUCCACGACAUACCCGAGGCGGCUGCCUUCAAGGGUUUAGAUGGGGUGUGCGAAAUGCUGGCCGUCUCCGGCAGCCGCAAGGUGGCCACAGUGCUGUCCGAUCGCAAGCGCAAAAUGACCAUUUUCGAGAUGGAGAUCGAGGAUGAGGAGGACGACACGGAGAUGUCGCAGGCCUCAUUCCUGGAGAUCAGCAAGGAGUCCAUUCUGGCCAUCAAUGAUUCGGAUAAACAGGAUUGAAUCCGAGUCUUUGUCUCUUUUAUCAUUAUUAAUCUUUAGUAUGGUAGGCGCUUUCAUUUAUUAUUAAAAUUCGAUCCCAAAACGAACCAUAA
Molecule: messenger RNA, 2402 nt
Organism: Drosophila persimilis
Lineage: Eukaryota; Metazoa; Arthropoda; Insecta; Diptera; Drosophilidae
Gene: APC4
Product: anaphase-promoting complex subunit 4
Exons: 5
Coding region: 1-2310 (769 amino acids)
Biological process (GO): protein K11-linked ubiquitination; positive regulation of mitotic metaphase/anaphase transition; anaphase-promoting complex-dependent catabolic process
Cellular component (GO): nuclear periphery; anaphase-promoting complex
Molecular function (GO): protein binding
Source: RefSeq, a predicted model, not a curated record